AAAUGAUAAAAAUAUAAAACGAAAACAAAUAAAGGCGGACCUGCGAACACAUAAUUUAGGUCCCAAGAAGAGGAAGAGGAAGAAAGGAGGACAGCAUCAUCCCCCCAGCAUCCCUGAAGACAGACAGACGCAGCCUGCCCUUCAUCUCCACGCCCAGGUGGCGGCAGAAUAGAUGUCUUUAAGUAGGGAGGAUCAGGAGCUGCGGUGUGUGUUGAGUUGGUUUGCAAACUGGGAGGAUCAGCAGAGAGAACAGUUCCUAAAUGCCUUGGUAGAGAAAGCCGUGCCUCCCGACAUUGACCAGCUGUUCCAAGGCCUCAACCAGCUCAGCCUUGACAGCAGCUGCCACUCCGUCCUGCAGUGCCAGCUCCACCUGUUCUCGCAGUGGUUUGACUCCUGGACGUGCCACCUCCGCAACACCCUGCUCUACAACCUUCACUGCUACGACCCGCGGUUUGUCGAGAAGUUCCACGCCAUCGUCAACCAGAAGUGCUCGUCGGAGGAGAGUCCCGCGGCGUCGACGGAGGGGAAGUCAUGAUGCAUUGUUAAGCUAAGAAAGGGAAAAAAAGUGUCUGAUAUUGGCUACUGGUCUUUUGUUUCCAAGCAUCCCCUUUCGGUAUUUUCUGGGUGCCCUGUCUGGCUGUUUACAAGUCUUUCUGUCUAGCUAAAUAGUGUUCUUGCUCUCUCUCUCUCUCUCUCUAAACUGUGUGAUAUUGGUUACUUGUCUUUUAUUUCCAAGCGUCCCCUUUUUUGUGUUUUCUGGGUGUCCUGUUUGGCUGUUUACAAGUCUGUCUGUCUAACUCUCUCUCCCUUGCUAUAUAGUGUUCUCUCUCUCCUUCUAUCUAUCUAUCUAUCUGCCCAUAAUUUCACUGCCAACUUUCCUUCACCCUCUCACUCCUAUCUAGUUUUCCCUCCCUCCUCACUCAUUCCCAUUGAUUUGCCCCUCCCUCUCUCUCUCUUUCCCUCUCAUUCCUCCCAUCUCUCCCCUCGCAUUCCACACAAACACACACACGCGCACACAUACACGCCGCCAUGCCUCAACAGCACACCCCAAGCGACCAGGUCAAGUUUCUCAGCCAGUGGUUCCUCUCAUGGUCGGAAAUGCAGCGCGAGGACUUCCUGCCCGUCCUCCUGCAAGCCUACCAACCCUGUGACAACCUCAAUGGCCUGGUGGGCAGCUACGAAGCCCUGGCGACACGGGGGAGGCGCCCGUCGCUCUUUGAUUGCCAGAUGAAACUCUUCCAUGACUGGUUCGGGUCAUGGGCCGAGGCGGACCGUCACACGCUCCUGGAAGACCUCCGAGAACUUGACCCUGAAUUCAUGCGCCAGUACGAGAAGCGAAUGGCUGGCGAGGAGGCACCCCCAGAGGACACCAGUGCUGUCACUGGUGCUGGGGACGAGAGCCAGGAGUCACAGAACCCCCCAAGCUCCGUCAGUUCCCCCCCCAGCACCCUCCCUCGGUCCCAUAGCCCCCAUGACUCCGGUCUCGACGAACCGACAACCGACUCCGAAAACAUCGAUUCCGAGAGUCAGAAACGGGGCGUGACAGAACCAGGCGGUGAUGAUGCCAAAGCCAACACCACCACCAUCACCAUCAACGCCGGGGCCUCCGUCAACACCACUACGAUCAACACCACCGCCUCAACACCACCCGUACCACCUGUGAAGCCCUCCAAUAAUGUGACGGUGGUGGAGGUGGGUGGCGGUGAUGCUGGUGGUGGUGGUGGUGAUGGUGAGGGUGUGUUCAGCAUGCAGGAUUUGGCGAAUGGGCUGAACGCGGAUGGCCAGGGCAAGGUUAGUGAAGCUGAGGGUGGCCCGCUUACCCCUGCUAACGCACCUCAGCAGGAGUGUGAGUCUGUAUCUGCUGAGCACUGAGGAGGAGAAACUGCUGAUUGACUGACUAACGGACAUACUAACUGGCUAUUUGGAAUUUGGCUAUUAACUGAAAACAUAUAAUUUUUUCCUACUUGUCAAUCUAUUUCUGUAAGCUUAUGAUUUAUGCUAUUACUAUUAUUAUUGUUUAUUAUUUUUAUUAACUGAUUGACUGACUAACUGACGUAUUAACUGGCUAUUUGGAUUUGGCUAUUAACUGAAAACAUGCAAUUCUUUUCUACUUGUCAAUCUAUUUCUUUAAGCUUAUGAUGUAUGCUAUUAUUAUUAUUAUUAUUUAUUAUUUUUAUUAAUUGAUUGACUAACUAUUUGGCUAUUUACUAAAAACUCACAAUUCUCUCCUUUUAUCAAGCUGUUUCUCAUAUCCCAAGAUGUACGUAGCCUUUUAUUAUCAUUAUUAUUUAUUAUUUUUACUAACUCAUUAUUUGGGAAUUUACUGAAGCUGAGUUUAUGGCGAUACAAGACUGCACUAUAUAUCACAGGCAACUUUCAACUAUUGCUAAGAGGAAAAUGCUUAUAUAUCGACAAUUCUUGCACAAACUUUAAGCUCAAAUGCACUUUAUAUCAUUCUUUUUCUAACUCUCCAGGCUUAGUAUCACAGGUCAUUCUUGUAUGCUCCUCGUAACUCAUAUGCUAUUUUAAUUAUUGCCCUUAAACUUAUCACAGGCAGCCUCUUAGAAGUAUUUUAAAGGGGAAGUCACAUGUAUUUUCACUGUUCAUUCUUGUAUGCUCCUAGUAACUCAUAUGCUAUUGUGAUCAUUGCCCUUAAACUUAACAUCACAGGCAGCCUCUAAGAAGUAUUUUAAAGGGGAAGUCACAUGUAUUUUCACAGGUCAUUCUUGCACAAACUCAAGCUCAACCAUAUCUGCUCACAUGCAUUUUUGUCGUUAUUUUCUACGUAAUAUUUGACUUAUUGUUUUAGGUUUUGUGUAUAAGUCAGCUGUCCGAUGGGGAUUUUUAAGUGUGAGAGAUGCGUUCCAGAAGAGCAUUCCAUGAGGUCUAAGUGAGAUUCCAGUUUUUGUAUGUUUUAUUUCUACUUAAACUUACAUACAAACAUCUGACUAUAUUUUUUAGGUUUUAUGUAUAAGUAAGCUGACAGAUGAGGAUUUUUAAGUACGAGGGAUGCAUUCCAGAAGAGCUUUCCAUGAGGUACAAGUGAGAUUAUGAUUAUUCUUCUAACUCUUAUUAAUAUUUGUAGCUUUCAUGCAGCUGUUUUGAUAUCACCAUAGAGUGUUGGGCUUGCUCCGUGGUGCAGUGGAUAGCGUACUUGGUUCUUAGCUGAGAGGUCCAGUUACAGUGACCAUCUAACUUUUCCAUAGCAUUAUUCUGUCCCUGCACACUCCAGUCUUCCAGUUAGUCCAGUUACAAUGCCUAUGUUUGAACACCCUAACUCUAUAUUAUCCUCGCUUACUAAAGUCUUCCAGUUAGCUCAGUUACAAUGCCUCUAUAACCCUUUCAUAGCAUAUAUAUACAACCCUUCAUACUAAGGUACAUUGCCUAUUAUAACCCUGCCAUAGCAUUAUCCUGGGACCAUGUUAUACCCUAUAGUACUGCACAGAGCUAUAUAUAUAAUCCCAUAUCUUUAAACAUAUCGGCGUCUCUCGUGGAAGUCGUUGCCGGGGUUUUCAUGGACUGUUUUGUGACGCUGGUGAUAGUUUGACACGGCCUCUGCAUCUUGAAUGGGAAAAACACCCAUGAAAACCUGGUUAAUCUUCCCCGUGUCCUUGGAAAAUAGUCAAAAUGGGAGUUCUUUGGAUUUUUGGAUUCGAGAUACAGAAAGGAAGGAAAAAAGAAAGGAAACUGAGACAUAGAACUGAAUGAUAGAGUUGAGAUGCCCCUCCGUAGGCUUCAAGUGGCCAGGGUGUUGGAGAGGAAUCAAAAUGUAAAGCAAGUGUUCAUGGGAAGGUUAGCGGAUCCAGAGAUCAAAAUAUUCAUAAAUCAUCGCUGGCAUCAAACUGUUAGUGAGUAGAGGCGGCUGUUGCGUGUGUGUGUGUGUGUGUGUGUGUGUGUGUGUGAGGCCUUGAAUACUGCGUUGGUGUGUUCUUGGUCCUCAUGUGAAGGUUAGACAAUACUUAUAUUCACAUUGGUUGUAUAUUUACUGUUGCAUAUAGUUAAGUGACCCCUCCGUCGUGUUGAGGUGAGGGCCUGCACAUGACUAAGACCUUGCUGUGUUUGCUGGAGGUUGCCGAUACAGGUUUAGACGAGGCUUCACAAAACCUGCAUUCUGUGAUUCAUAGCAAAGACUGAAGUGUACGUUAUGUCAGUAUUACUAAGGUGACACACUCCUUUUUCAUUCCCCAACCAAGGAUAGAUAAGUUGUACCAUAAUUCCACAACUGUCUCUUCAAAUUUAGGUCUGAAAGAAAACAUGCAUUCCGUGAUUCGUAGCAAAGACUGAAGUGUACGUUAUGUCAGUAUUACUAACGUGGCACACUCCACUUUCAUUCCCCAACCAAGGAGAGAUAAGUUACAUAAUUCCACAACUUUCUCUUCAAAUUUAGGUCUGAAAAAAAAUUAACUAGUGUGUGUGAGUACCUUGGUUAUAAGUGCCUGUGUUUCAUUCUGAGCCUCACAAUACCACAGCAACAGGCAGCACAUACUUGGCCAUGUGUAGAGUCCUAGUUGGGUAUAAGUUUUGGCAUCUGAGGGAGUGUUGUUGUACCAUAUAUCUAGCCCUCAGUCUGCUGCCUCAAACCAUAACAAAAACAACACUAGACGAAGGGAGAUGAAUCACUCUAAUAAAGGGUUUAAAGCAGGCAUAUCCCGACCCUUUCUGUCAAUAUUCUGCGGUUUGGUCGUAAGUUUUAUAUGAAGUGUUUUGCCCCGAGCCUCCGCCUGUGUGCUCAGAUGAGGCAGCUCCAUAUAUUAACACUAAGAGCCUGGAUGCACAUAUCACUGUGGAAUUAUUUAGACCUUGUAUUAGUCCUGUUUUUAACCCGUCCACUGCGAUUGGCACGGAUUUGGCCUUCACUGGUAGUGGUAGCCUGGUAACAUACACUCCCAGGUCUUUUUCUGCCUCUGUGGUGGAUAGUGGAGUGUUUCCCAUGUGGUAUUGGUGUGCUGGAUAUCCCUUCACUGGUAGCCUGGCAACACACACUCCCAGGUCUUUCUCUGCCUCUGUGGUGAAGAGUGGAGUGUUUCCCAUGUGGUAUUGGUGUGCUGGAUAUCCCUUCACUGGUAGCCUGGUAACAUACACUCCCAUGUCUUUCUCUGCCUCUGUGGUGGAUAGUGGAGUGUUUCCCGUGUGGUAUUGGUAUGAUGGAUAUCCCUUCACUGGUAACAUACACUCCCAUGUCUUUCCCUGCCUCUGUGGUGGAUAGUGGAGUGUUUCCCAUGUGGUAAUGGUGUGCUGGAUUUCCCCUCCCAAGGUGCAGGACUUUACAUUGUGCUUCACUGAAUUGUAGCAGCCACUUUUUGUUCCAUUCCUGUAGCUUGGUGAGGUCUUCUUGUAGGAAAUCCGCAGUCAAGGGGUUAAAUACAAAUACUGAUACAAGGUUUAAGAAAUCUUGACGUGUGUUUUGACGCCUCCGAGCUGUUCAGCGAGACAGUGGGAAGCGAUGAAGAAUGACAAUAUAGAGAAUAGUAUUGAUUUGAUAAGUUUGAAUUUGGUAGCCAUCGGUUGUCAUAGGUAUAUUUUUCUAGCUGGCGAAUCAAAACAUUACUAACUUGGUUUUAGGUUUAUGAACGGAAGACAAUCAUAGGUUUUAAGCGUUUCUAUAUAUGUCUCUCUCUCUCUCUCUCUCUCCACAUCUAUCUAUCUAUCUAUAAUCUCUAAGGUAAGAUACAUUUAUAAGGUCACACUAGAAUAUUAUAAUCCACUAGUUAAUUUAGUAUUACAAGAGUUAAGGAAUUAGGUCAUUUUUUGGGUUAGCAUUUUGGGCAAGCUAUAUAACCAUUCUUUGCAUAAGCCUUUACAUAGAGAAUCAUUAGCUUUAUUUUCUAUGAUUUCUGAGGUAGUGGAGGUAAGAAUCAGUGUAAAAUAAUCACUCCGUAAGAAUCACUGUUUUUUCAUGUUUUCUGAGGUACUGAAGUUAAGAAUCAGUGUUAAAUAAUCAAGUCUGUCCAUAAGAAUCACUGGUUUUUAAUGUUUUCUGAGGUAUUGAAGUUUAGAAUCAGUGUAAAAUAAUCCAGUCUGUCCAUAAGAAUCACUUUUUUUAAUGUUUUCUGAGGUAUUGAAUUUAAGAAUCAGUGUAAUGUAAUCAAGUCUGUCCAUAAGAAUCACUGGUUUUUAAUGUUUUCUGAGGUAUUGAAGUUAAGAAUCAGUUUUAAAUAAUUGAGUCUGUCCAUAAGAAUCACUGUUUUUUAAUGUUUUUUGAGCUAUUGAAGUUAAGAAUCAGUGUAAUCAAAUCUCCACAAGAAUCACUGGUUUUUCAUGUUUUCUUAGGUAGUGAAGUUUAGAAUCAGUGUUAAAUAAUCAAACCUGUCCAUAAGAAUCAUUGGUUUUUAAUGUUUUCUGAGGUAUUGAAAUUAAGAAUCAGUGUAAUCAAAUCUAUCCACAAGAAUCACUGGUAUUUAAUGUUUUCUGAGGUAUUGAAGUUUAGAAUUAGUGUAAAAUAAUCCAGUCUGUCCAUAAGAAUCACUGGUUUUUAAUGUUUUCUGAGGUAUUGAAGUUAAGAAUCAGUGUAAUGAAAUCUUUCCACAAGAAUCACUGGUUUUUAAUGUUUUCUGAGGUAUUGAAGUUUAGAAUCAGUGUUAAAUAAUCCAGUCUGUCCAUAAGAAUCACUGUUUUUUAACGUUUUCUGAGGUAUUGAAGUUAAGAAUCAGUGUAAUCAAAUCUAUCCACAAGAUUCACUGGUUUUUAAUGUUUUCUGAGGUAUUGAAGUUUAGAAUCAGUGUUAAAUAAUCCAGUCUGUCCAUAAGAAUCACUGGAUUAAUGUUUUCUGAGGUAUUGAAAUUAAGAAUCAGUGUAAUGAAAUCUUUCCACAAGAAUCACUGGUUUUUAAUGUUUUCUGAGGUAUUGAAGUUUAGAAUCAGUGUAAAAUAAUCCAGUCUGUCCAUAAGAAUCACUGGAUUAAUGUUUUCUGAGGUAUAGAAGUUAAGAAUCAGUGUAAUCAAAUCUAUCCACAAAAAUCCUUGGUUUUUCAUGUUUUCUAAGGUAGUGAAGUUUAGAAUCAGUGUUAAAUAAUCAAGUCUGUCCAUAAGAAUCACUUUUUCUAUGUAUUCUGAGGUAUUGAAGUUAAGAAUCAGUGUAAGGUAAUCAAAUCUACCCUUAAGAAUCACUGGUUUUCAUUUUUUCAUUUUAAGAAUCCGUGAAAAGUAGUCAAAUCUUUCCACAAGAAUCACUGUUUUUUAACGUUUUCUGAGGUAGUGCAGUUUAGAAUCAGUGUAAAAUAAUCAAGUCUGUUCAUAAGAAUCACUGUUUAUUAUUACUACUACUACUUAUACUACUACUACUACUACUACUACUACUACUACUACUACUUAUACUACUACUACUACUACUACUACUACUACUACUACUACUUAUACUACUAAUGUGGCUCAGAAGAUUAUUAUAGCCAAUCAUUGUUAUGGUGUAUAAACUAUUUUUCUAUUACCAUUAAAUUGUUCUUGCAGA
Molecule: messenger RNA, 7443 nt
Organism: Eriocheir sinensis (Chinese mitten crab)
Lineage: Eukaryota; Metazoa; Arthropoda; Malacostraca; Decapoda; Varunidae
Exons: 6
Coding region: 1030-1872 (280 amino acids)
Source: RefSeq, a predicted model, not a curated record